Molecule: messenger RNA, 2985 nt
Organism: Pochonia chlamydosporia 170
Lineage: Eukaryota; Fungi; Ascomycota; Sordariomycetes; Hypocreales; Clavicipitaceae
Product: cyclic nucleotide-binding domain-containing protein
Exons: 1
Coding region: 1-2985 (994 amino acids)
Molecular function (GO): protein binding; protein-containing complex binding
Source: RefSeq, a predicted model, not a curated record
AUGCGACGUGGUCGCUCCCCGAGUUCGGGCUCGCCAUAUCGGGCGCUGGCCCAUCACCAACAGGCGACGUCGCCAUCAGCAUCCACCGACCCGAGUUCUGUAAUCCGGUCUUUCAAUGUCGACAGUAACCCUGCUCGCCCAGUGCGGCCCUCGCCCCUGACCGCUUCGACUAUACGUGAUAUGCCACUGGAUCUCGUCGAGAGGAUUCGAACGUUUCCUCUAUUUGUCUCCGCACCCGGAGAGUUUCUCGUUGCCAUUGGCAAUCACCUCAAACCUCAAAUCAAUGGGCCCAAUGACCACAUCAUUACAGAAGGGGACGAGGCAAAGGCCAUGUACUGGCUGGUGCGCGGUGUCGUAGCGGUCACGUCCCGUGAUGGAGAAGCCGUCUACGCUGAGCUCAAGCCUGGCGCCUUUUUCGGGGAGAUUGGCGUUCUCAUGGACAUGCCACGCACUGCAACCAUCGUGGCGCGCACAAAAUGUCUCUUGCUUGUCUUAAAGAAGGAAGACUUGCAAUUGAUCAUGCCUAAGUUCCCAGAUAUGGAGAAGGCCAUACGGGAGGAAGGCCAGGAACGCCUCAAUCUGCUAAAGAAACAACGACAGGAGCGCGGCGCCAGCCUAAAAUCGCCCAAGGCAGACUUCACUCCCCGAACGACUGUUCCUGGUGAAGUCUCAACCGGCGAGAGUGGGGCUAUCAAGGACGGCACAGUUAUCAACUCGAAGAAGCGAAAGUCACCAAGCCCUGGCGUGAUUGAAGAUCCUGCUGCUGGUAGUGCAAUUGGCAGUGGCUACGUGAAUAUCCGAAAAACUCUCAGGGAGCUACCCCUCUUCUCUACACUACCGCCCGAUAUCCUGCACUUCUUGGGGCUUAGUGUGCAGCCAAAAGCCUACCAUCCCUUUACCGAUAUCAUUUGCCAAGGAACUCCCGGCAAUGAAAUUUACUUUAUUGUGCAGGGCGAGGCUGAAGUCAUUCAUGAGCAGCCAAAGGAGCAAGAGGUGGUCUCGCAGGCGACCACGAGAUCGAUACAGCACAGGCCGCGGUUGAAAGCUGGGCAGUACUUUGGCGAGGUGACCAGCCUGGGGCUCUCUCCCGGGCGAACAGCGACUGUCCGGUCCAUCACGACGGUGGAAUGCCUCAUGGUUCCUGGCGAAGUUUUGGACGAGCUAUGGCGGCGUUGCCCACCCGGCAUCAAAUACCAAGUCGAGGAGACGGCUCGGCUGCGACUGAAGACGCAGGACGACGAUGUCGACAUGGCAGAUGCCGAGGGCAAAUCGAAGGCUGCCGCAAAGUCCGAUCCGCCCACGCCAAACACCCCAAGCCGUGGCCCAUUACCCGAGCUUAGCUUUACCACACCGUCCAGUCAAGGGUCACCGAGUAAGGAUGACUCUGAUAUCAUGGAACCCAAAGAUCCCGACCCGUAUCUGAGCGUCAAUAUGGAGAACUUGAGGAACCGCAGACGACACUCCCUUGCACCACCGACGCCGCAAACCGAAAGCCCAGUAAGCGGUCGGCCAAAUGGUUACAGGCCGUCGCUCAUCGACCUUACCCCGAUCAAAUUUAGCUCCAGUGAGACUUCGUCGGAGUCUGGAGUGCCGGCAAAGCGAGCCAGAACAGCCACGAGUCGAUCCCUCUCGCCGCCAACCCCGCCAGCGCUUUCGGACGGAGUUCUCGUGCGAGCAUUCCAGCACUUGGAUAUCAGAGAGUUGAUUCGUUUGCGGAUAGUCUGCACCCACUGGCGGCAGCUGCUGAGCACGUCUCCUGAAGUGUGUAAUGACGUGGACCUAUCACACUACAAUCGUCAUGUUACCGAUCACUCCAUUGUUCAUAUUCUGGCGCCAUUUAUUGGCAAUAGGGCCACUUCCAUGGAUCUGAACAAUUGUUUCCACGUCACGGACGAAGGGUUCUCCACGUUAUGGCGUCAAUGCGGCAAGAAUGUUAGGAGAUGGCGGAUGAGAUCGGUGUGGGAUGUGUCCGCUCAUCAAAUACUGGAAAUGAGUGAAAAUGCCAAACAGUUGGAGGAAGUGGAUUGGAGCAACUGCCGAAAGGUUGGAGACAACUUGCUCGGCCGUGUUGUGGGAUGGGUUGUUCCCGACUCGCCUACGUCGAAAAAGAGCGUUGUGAUUUCCAGCUCAUCGCAAAAGAAGCCACAGCCAGAGCCAAAACAGAAGCCGCCGAACGUCAACAAUCCGCCUCCAGGGACGGUUAUUGGCUGCCCCAAACUUAACAGGCUGGAUCUGUCGUACUGCAAGCAUAUUACCGACCGAUCGAUGGCACAUUUGGCUGCACAUGCCGCCAACCGGCUACGUUCGCUGUCUCUUACUCGCUGUACGUCGAUCACAGACGUUGGUUUCCAGUCGUGGGCACAGUAUAGAUUCGAAAAGCUCACACACUUGUGCCUGGCCGAUUGCACCUACUUGUCAGACAAUGCCAUCGUGGCCCUCGUCAACGCAGCGAAGAACCUCACACACCUGGACCUGUCAUUCUGCUGUGCACUGUCAGAUACAUCGACAGAGGUUGUUGCCCUGGGACUUCCGAUGCUUCGAGAGCUCAAGAUGGCAUUCUGCGGUAGUGCCGUGAGUGACGCAAGCUUGGAGAGCAUCGCUCUGCACCUCAACGAGCUCGAGGGCUUGAGUGUUCGUGGAUGUGUGCGGGUGACUGGGAAAGGACUGGAAAAUAUUCUACGAGGCUGCACGCGACUUCAGUGGACCGACGUGAGCCAGUGCCGCAACCUCGAACACUGGCUGCGAGCCGGUAGCAUUGCAAAAUGGGGGUUCGACGACAGAACAACUAAGCCGGUGAUGCCAACGGGUCUGUGGGCAGCAGCAGCUCAUGAAGGCAUUGGCGAAAUACCACCGCCAAAGACGAUGAGCGUGGCCAUGCUGACGACACCAAGCUUCCUGCCACGAUCUGGACUGGGCUUUUUGAGCAGACGAGCAAGGCAGCCAGUACGAUUUAUUAUUGAAAAAGGCGUUCAAGGGCUUAGGUAG